Molecule: messenger RNA, 862 nt
Organism: Bombus terrestris (buff-tailed bumblebee)
Lineage: Eukaryota; Metazoa; Arthropoda; Insecta; Hymenoptera; Apidae
Exons: 4
Coding region: 180-671 (163 amino acids)
Source: RefSeq, a predicted model, not a curated record
UCGACGAAACGAGACGCGCAUUCGAUACCGCUUCCUUUUCUUUCUCGCGUUACAACGCUACGCAUAACUCGUCGAUGAAAAACUUGAGACAUUCACAAGCUAUCGCGAGCACGACAAUUGUAUCGUGUGACCAAACAUGCAUUGGAUGCACCGAUGGUAGGGAUAUCUGUCCGGUAUAAAUGAAGUAUUCCCAUUCGAUUGUUCGUCUGUUUCGCACGAUUCAACUAAGCUUGUAUCGAUUUCGACCAACGAAACAUCGUGAAACCGCAAUGGAUCGUUUCCUGCCCUUCGUCCUGUUGUUCAUCGUUUUACGGUUUACAAUGCAAGAAGUCGUUGAAGAGGGAGGUUGCAAAUGCGCCGUGUUUUCCAGGCAAAUAUCAAAACCAAUCAUUGAACGCGCUCUUCUGUAUAAUGUCACGUGCGAUAGCGAAGGGCAGGAGAAGUGUCAACAGUUGUGCGUUGCUCUGGCCGAGAGCGCGAGAGACCAAGCACCGCAAAUGAUUUGCGAAAAAUUAAAUACGCACGUGGAGAACCUGCACGUGGCAGUAUACGCGAAAGUGUGUGACGCGACCAGCUGGAAAUUCACUGGUUUGAAAGCUGCGGAUCCAAUUUGUUGCCACGAGGGGAAAAGUACAGCUUGCGAAGAACCACUCCCGGUGAUCGAAAGUUAAAUGAAUCCAUUGGAGAUUAUUUCGUAAUGCGUUGGUUAGUCCGUUGUGAAAUUUUAUUUAAUCAUUUGCGAAACAUUUAUUAUUUUAUCGCUAAUUAAUAAUCCAGUUCGUUGUUGUAGGAGCAUACAUAAAUGUUUAAUUGUUAUUAAUCGAAUUAUGGAAAUAAAGUCGAAAGCUAGAUAUAAAUUAAA